GCAUAGGUGUCGUUCCUCGUUGGUCAUUAGCGUGAAAUGGGUGUUUGUUAUUUAUAUAUUAUUUGGUGUAUUAUAUUGCAAGAGGACAAGAAAAGGCUAUAAAAUCAUCGAUCUCGUGAACCCACAUAGAGCAAAGGUUUUGAAUAUUAGAUUUCAUCAUCCGUUCGGUGUUUUCGAGGAGGUCUUGAUAACUCUCUUGGGUCGUUCUUCGUUGCUUCAAGAGUUGGAACAUUGGGUGGUGGUCUUUGUUUCUCGAGGCUUGAUUUUGCUGUGUGAUUGCAGUGAUCAGGAAACAUGGCCGAUGAGAAGUCUGGAAUCGUUAAAGAUGUCACCGAGUUGAUAGGUAAAACUCCGCUGGUGUACCUCAAUAGUGUUGUGGACGGAUGUGUUGCUCGUGUGGCGGCAAAGCUUGAAAUGAUGGAGCCAUGCUCUAGUGUCAAGGACAGGAUUGGCUAUAGUAUGAUUACAGAUGCUGAGGAGAAGGGGCUUAUCACACCUGGUGAGAGUGUAUUGAUUGAGCCUACAAGUGGCAAUACUGGCAUUGGGUUGGCAUUCAUGGCAGCAGCAAAGGGCUACAGGCUAAUCAUUACAAUGCCAGCGUCUAUGAGUUUGGAAAGAAGGAUCAUCCUCCGUGCCUUUGGAGCUGAGUUGGUCCUGACCGACCCUGCCAAGGGCAUGAAGGGUGCUGUUCAGAAGGCGGAGGAGAUUAUGGCAAAGACACCUAACUCUUACAUUCUUCAGCAGUUCGAGAACCCUGCUAACCCAAAGGUACAUUAUGAAACAACCGGACCAGAGAUAUGGAAAGGCUCGGGAGGCAAAAUAGAUGCCUUUGUUUCUGGGAUUGGAACUGGUGGUACUAUAACUGGCGCUGGAAAGUUUCUGAAAGAGCAAAACCCUGAUAUAAAGCUCUAUGGUAUUGAACCUGUUGAAAGCCCUGUAUUAUCUGGAGGGAAGCCUGGUCCUCACAAGAUCCAAGGGAUAGGUGCUGGUUUCAUUCCAGGUGUCUUGGAAGUUGACCUUAUCGAUGAAGUUAUUCAAAUAUCAAGUGAUGAAGCAAUUGAAACUGCAAAGCUUCUUGCAGUGAAAGAAGGUUUGCUUGUGGGAAUUUCCUCCGGUGCAGCAGCAGCAGCUGCAAUUAAAAUCGCAAAGAGGCCAGAGAAUGCUGGAAAACUAAUAGUGGCUGUGUUUCCAAGCUUCGGAGAGAGAUAUCUCUCCUCUGUGCUGUUCGAGUCGGUGAGAAAGGAGGCAGAGAACAUGACCUUUGAGCCCUGAGCAUUUCCGGGCUGAUGUUCCUUUUUACAGACUAGACCAGCAUCUGGUCCUUUCUCGGGCGUUAAGAUGUGCAGAUGAAUCUCUCAAUAAGCUUCUCUUUUGCUUCCUCGUGUACUUUCGGGGAUUAGAAUUGCAGACCACAUUUCGAUUUAAACGAUAUAUGGUUAUGCAGCCUUGGAUUUUCGUCCGA
Syzygium oleosum is the source of this 1462-nucleotide messenger RNA. RefSeq names its product cysteine synthase. The transcript has 10 exons. Gene Ontology annotation, cellular component: cytoplasm. NCBI's taxonomy places the organism in Eukaryota, Viridiplantae, Streptophyta, Magnoliopsida, Myrtales, Myrtaceae. Bases 295 to 1272 code for a protein of 325 amino acids. Gene Ontology annotation, molecular function: cysteine synthase activity. The record is from RefSeq and is a predicted model, not a curated record.